Messenger RNA from Leptonychotes weddellii (Weddell seal), 2037 nucleotides. The record is from RefSeq and is a predicted model, not a curated record. Lineage: Eukaryota; Metazoa; Chordata; Mammalia; Carnivora; Phocidae.
CCUUGACCUAAACUGCUCCCUCCAUCAGUUCCUCAACCACCCCAAAAUUUCAAUCUUGAUCAACCGACGUGAUGAAGACAUUUUCCGCUACUUGACCAAUCUGCAGGUACAGGAUCUCAGACAUAUCUCCAUGGGCUACAAGAUGAAGCUGUACUUCCAGACAAACCCCUACUUCACAAACAUGGUGAUUGUCAAGGAGUUCCAGCGCAACCGCUCUGGCCGGCUGGUGUCUCACUCCACUCCAAUCCGCUGGCACCGGGGCCAGGAACCCCAGGCCCGCAGGCACAGGAACCAGGACACCAACCACAGCUUCUUCAGCUGGUUCUCAAACCACAGCCUCCCAGAGGCUGACAGGAUUGCUGAGAUUAUCAAAAACGACCUGUGGGUUAACCCUCUGCGCUACUACAUGAUGGGAGAAGGGGGCUACAGGGCAAACAAAAAGAAGCAAGAAAAGGAAGAAAGUAAAAACAGGGACAAGUGUGAGGUGGUGAUCCUGGAAGACUCUGAUGACUAUCAUGUAAUGGAAGACAUUAUCAGCGAGACCUCAGACAGCGAUGGUAUCACCGACAAUGAGACCAUUCAUGACGUCAAGAUCUCUGACUUCAUGGAGACCACCGACUGCUUUGAGACCACUGACAAUGAGAUAACUGACAUUAGCGAGAGCCUCUGUGACAGUGAGAGCCCUGACCACAAUGAGAGCCCUGACAAUGAGACCACCGACAACAAUGAGAGCCCCGAUGACAACGAGACCACUGAUAAUAAUGAGAGCUCUGAUGACAACGAGACCACCGACAACAAUGAGAGUGCCGAUGACAGCAACGAAAAUCCUGACGACAACAAUGAGAACCCUGAUGAAAACAGCGAGAACCCUGAGGACAACACUGAUGACAAUGAAGAGAACCCUGAUGACAAUGAAGAGAAUACUGAUGACGAUGAGAACCCUGAUGGUGAUGAGAACCCUGAUGGUGAUGAUGAGAACCCCAAAGGUGGCAACCAUGGCAGCAAUGGCAACAACCAGGACAGCAGCGACAGUGACAAUGAAGGAGACAAUGAGGGCAGUGAUGAUGAAGAUAAUGACGGCAAUGAAGGCGACAACGAAGGCAGUGAUGAUGAUGGCAAUGAAGGUGACAAUGAAGGCAGCGAUGAUGAUGACAGAGACAUCGAAGAUUACAAGAAUGACAUUGAUGACCCUGACAAGGAUCAGGAUAACAGCAACAACCAGGAUGACUAUGAGGAUGAGGUAGAGAACAUCUCUGAAGAAGAAUCAUCAGUGGAGGAGGAAGAAGAGGGCAGUGAGGAAGACAGUGAACAAGAAGGGGAGGAGAGCGAUAAUGAGGAUGGAAGCGAUAAUGAGGAAGGAAGCGACGAGGAAGGGAUCGAAGAAGACUCAGAAGGAGGAGAAGACUCUGAAGAUUCCGACAUGGAGGAGGUGCUUCAGGUCCAAAAUGCUUGGGCCAACCCGGGGAAGAGGGGCAAAACUGGAUAAACAUUUUACCCUUGCAGGGGAUGCCUCUCUGUAUCCCCCUCCCCCUGCCCCAUUUGCCCUCCCCCUCAGCUAGGGCCGCGCGGCCCCACAUUGCACUUCUGGGGGGUGACCGACUUCGUACACGGGUUAAAAGUUUAUUUUUAUGGUUUAGUAAUUGCAGAGUUCUUAUUUUGGGGGGAGGGAAAGGGGGAUUCCCCCUUCCUUUUGGCCCUCCUCCCCUGCAGGCUUCUGUGUGCUGCUAAACGUAUUUAUUGUGAUGCCUUGGUCAGGGCCCCUCUAUCCCCCUCCUCGUGCUGUGUGGAGUGGACACCCUUGAUCCCGAAGCGGGGAGGGCCGCUGUGGCCUUGGGGGGCUCUGCUGCCACCCUGUUCUCCCAAGCCUCUCUUUCCCUCCAUCCCUCGCGCCCCGCCCCACGCUGUGCCCGCUAGCCCGCCUUGGUGUCUAUGCAAGGCCGCUUGUCAUUGCGGUGUUCCUACCCCCCCUCCCCCAGAAGCCCCUCCUUGUUCCUUGUGAACCUUGGUAAUCCUAAUAAAAUUCUGAGCAAAUUCAAA